GGCUUACAUACAGCCUGUACUAAUUUAGGAUCAUGAUCAUCAGCCUCCGACCGUAGCUGCAACCCUUCUCAAGUCGGUAUCUUCCUUGCUUAUUAGUUUGGAUUACCAAAUGGAUGUUUAGAUCACAACAAAUACUUGGAAAAUACCCUUGGGAUUAGGCUUACAAUAUACGGGCGUUUUUUACAGGCGGUGCCAGUACAUUGAUGUGGAAUAUCUUUUGGGCUGAAACCUCAGGUGAAUUCGAAAUCGACAGGUGAGAACCACUAAAGCAAAGUUCACGUUUCAUCAUCUGAGGUGAAUCCAUUGCCAAAUAUAUAUAAAUAUAGAUGUGCAUGGAAUAACCAACGGCAUAUUCUACGAAUUAGUGUAUGAAGGCCCGCUGUUGAGAGAAAUAAUUCCAAGUAGUUUCGUUACCGAUUUUUGGAUCUACAAGGAUUUACCAUAAUGUCGAUUUGGUCUCAAUCGGCUGGCAAGAGUGAGUAUGUUGCGAUCACUGCACCUGUGCCCUCUCGGUCUCGGGCCGCCACCAGAGCAUCGACGGUGGAACCUGAAUCUACGAGGUCCUCGUCCAGUCAGAGAUCAGCGAACAAUACUAGGGAUUAUAUCAUCUAUAGGCUACCUAAGAAAAGCACCCAGGAUUCUUAUGUUCCAAUAUCGUACGCCAAACCCUCUUCUGAAGCUAUUGUAGCUUAUUCGAAAACACCAUACGGGCCUGAAUAUGCAAAACGGUCGUCGAGGCCAUCGUCAUAUGGACCUGUGGCUUAUUCUUCUUCUACAGAUAAACUGUCUUCUCAAAGGUAUUCUUCAGUUGGACACACCCCUUCUUAUAGAAGACGAUCGAAUUAUUACGAUAGCAUUGCAGCAGAAUACGGCCCAACCCCAAUUCCUCACAGGUCAAGUUCGUCGGGCACAUCUACUAAGAGACCACUUGCUGCACCAUUGUCUUCGACUUCGUUUUCUAGGUCAUCAGAGUCUUUAGCAUCUUAUAGGACCAAAUCUCCGGAGCCAGUUAAGUCUCCACACGUCCCGUCUUCUGCUGACAUUAUAUCCGACUUCAAUAGGGGGAAAAUAACUUCUGGACCAGGGUUAUAUACCUUUGAUGGAAUCUUUCAACCUGACUUGUCAAAUCUUGACAACGAACUAGACACGGAAUUAUAUGACUAUAAAGCAGCAAGAAAGUCGAAAAAAUAUAAGCCAACGCCCCAACCAUUUGAAGCAUAUGACUAUGAAUAUAUACCCUCAAAAUCUGCAUAUUAUGACCGUACAUCACCCAGACCAGUUGUAUAUGAAUACGUACCAAGAAAAAAUCGCUAUAGCAACAGACCAUCAGUGUCACCCCCUCGUAGGCAUACAUCAUCAACAAAGAAACGAUCAUCUAGCGUGUCCUCAGUUUCAAGGUCAAAGAUGCCAUCACAAAAAAGAUAUGAAAUUGUCAAAGUGCCGAAAUCGACGAAAGACAAGGAAAAUGCGAAGAAGGGCAAAUUUCACGAUUCGGAGGUCUACUUCGAUAAUUUUGACAAAAGCCAACCUCGUAAAUUUUCUGAAUAUGCAGGCUUUGGUAUCAUCAUAACAUCCGACGACAAGAUUAUUAAAAUGCCUGUGAAGAGGUACCGUUCGACAUCUGAAUCUAGGG
Owenia fusiformis is the source of this 1633-nucleotide messenger RNA. The record is from the annotation of a GenBank genome assembly. NCBI's taxonomy places the organism in Eukaryota, Metazoa, Annelida, Polychaeta, Sabellida, Oweniidae.